Salvia miltiorrhiza (redroot sage) is the source of this 513-nucleotide messenger RNA. RefSeq lists its product as uncharacterized. The coding region runs from base 1 to 513 and encodes 170 amino acids. The record is from RefSeq and is a predicted model, not a curated record. The transcript has 2 exons. Lineage: Eukaryota; Viridiplantae; Streptophyta; Magnoliopsida; Lamiales; Lamiaceae.
AUGGAAGUGUGGGGUAUACACUCUCGGAACAGGAUUGUGGAGAACUAUUGUAGCUGUAUCCGCACACGCAUAUUGGAAAAGCUAGGUGUACCUCGAGAGAUUGCAUGCUUUGAUCUUGAAACCGAAUCUUUCAGCACGUUUUUCGUUCCUGAUCAUCCUACUGAUCGUCGUAGAACCCUCUGUGCGUUGGGGGAUUGCUUAUGCUUGUGCGAUACUUCUCGUGGGUGUGUUGAUAUAUGGUUGAUGAGCAAAUACGGAGAUGAUAAAUCUUGGACAAAGGAAUUUGCUAUCAGGACAAAACUGGCACAUGGUAAAGAUCUUGUGCCCAUCAAAAUAUUCUCCGAACAAGGCAGCCGCCGACUGCAUUGCUACUCGAGCAAGUGCAAGACUACAACUAUUCGACAUAUUGAUCUUACUGGAUCGUUUGACAGGUCUCGUAUGGAGCCCGCUGUUUAUGCCCCAAGCUUUCUACCUCUCAAGAAUUUCGCUACGGAGAAUGUGCGCUCAUUCUGA